UGUCAAGAGAGUGGCAGUUUUGUAAAUAAUUGAAAACAAAUCCAUCCUUCUUUUGUUUUUGUUAGGUUUUAUUUUUUCCCCUUUUUCAACGCUUGUUAUUUUCCUCUACCAACAACGCUCUAUUGGUUUCCUCGUUGCGACGUUUCUCUUCUUAUCAUUGAGAUCAAAUGUCUGCCGACGCCGGCGUGAAACCUGUAUCCUCCCUCGUCUCUCUCACUCUCUCUCUUAUUUUAAUUUUUGAGAAAAUUAACUUUUGAGAAUGGUUUUUGUAAUCCUUUAUUAUUAGAAAAUGUCAAUUAUAUUGCUAAACUUUAGGUCAUACUCAUCAGGUCACUUUUUGCGAGAUAAUUAUUAUUUUACCUAUAUAGAAAAUGAAUUUUUGGUGAAGUUUAAUUUGUCUAUAAAAUGAAGAAAAAGAAAGGAAUGUGCAAUAUUUAGAUAUGUGAGCAGGAGGCGUUUCCAAUUUCCAUGAUGGUAAAAAAUUAUGUGGUACCGUACCAUGCGUGCCAAUUUGGAAGUGAUUACGACACUUUUUCUGAGCAGUUGAUGUAGGAAGAUGGUCAAGGUUCCUUUUUCACCUCCACGAUGACCGUGAAGUUGCCGGCUCAUGGGUCUAAAAGGGGGAGUGUUUGGAAUGACGGAGUUCAUGAGGGAGUCAAACGGCUUGAGAUUAUUCAUGACGACGAAUGGGUCUGCGGUGUUCGUAUCGAGUAUAUUGAUAAAAAUGGGAAAGCAGAAUGGGGUCUCAUUCAUGGCCAACAGACCAGACACGGAUACAGUGACCAUUCAAUUAAACAGGCAAUUGAAUUUCCUUCUCCCUGCAGCGAUUUUCUCACUUCAAUUCACGGCUACACCGAGUACAGUUCGAUUAAGUCGCUGACUUUUGAAACAAUUAGUGGUCGAACCUAUGGCCCAUAUGGUGAUCAGGAAGGCAAGGGAACCAAAUUUUCAAUCCCACUCAGGGCAGCGAAGAUUGUGGGCUUCCAUGGCCGGAGCGAUGAGCACUCCCUCAAUGCUAUUGGAGUAUAUGUGCAACCAAUUACCAAAAGCAUGCGCCAACUCCAUCUCCAGCUCCAGCCCCAGCCUGAGCCUGAGCCUGAGCCCGAGCCCGAGCCCCAGCCGCAGCCUGAGGAAUGUUUUAGUUUGGGAGAAUAUGGGCUUGAAGAUGGGGAAUAUUGAGCGGAGAGUUUUAGAGCAAUAAAACGGUUGGUAAUUUACAGUGACGAUGAGUGGAUCAUUGGUAUUCAAGUUGAAUAUGAGGAUGAGAAUGGGGAGACAGUGUUGUCCAAGGUGCAUGGUGGAGAUGGAGGUUCAAAAUUAGAGGUUGUUCUGGAUUAUCCGGCGGAACAUCUUGUUACAAUUAAAGGAUACUACGACAACUCACCUGACUCCAAAUCGUUUACUAACAUGAUUCGCUCGCUGACUGUGGGAACCAAUAAUAAAUUGUAUGGGCCAUUUGGGGUUGAACAUGGAACCCAAUUUUUAUUCCCUGAUGAUCGCCGGUUGAAGGUGGUUGCCAUCCAUGGCAGAUCUGAUUUGUAUCUCAAUGCCAUUGGACUCAACGUAGUCCGUACACUUUAAUCUUACCAUUGGGUACUCUUGUACCUAUUUGAAUUUGUCGCUAGGUUUAUGUCAUACCCUGCCUCUUAUUAGAACCCAAUCUACAAAUAUGAAAUUAUGGUUUCUAAA
Molecule: messenger RNA, 1689 nt
Organism: Benincasa hispida (wax gourd)
Lineage: Eukaryota; Viridiplantae; Streptophyta; Magnoliopsida; Cucurbitales; Cucurbitaceae
Product: jacalin-related lectin 15-like
Molecular function (GO): carbohydrate binding
Source: RefSeq, a predicted model, not a curated record